Molecule: messenger RNA, 1752 nt
Organism: Scedosporium apiospermum
Lineage: Eukaryota; Fungi; Ascomycota; Sordariomycetes; Microascales; Microascaceae
Product: putative 2,4-dichlorophenol 6-monooxygenase
Exons: 3
Coding region: 1-1752 (583 amino acids)
Molecular function (GO): FAD binding
Source: RefSeq, a predicted model, not a curated record
AUGGCACCGGACAGUGAAACUGCCGAGUAUGAUGUCGUCAUCGUCGGCGGAGGCCCCGUCGGCUUGCUCAUGGCAUACCAGCUACGGCGCUUUGGUGUUAGAGCCUGCGUGGUCGAGCAGUAUGAAAAGGAGACCCAAGACGCCUACGGCCGCGCCAUCGCGCUGUUUCCGCGGACGACGGAACAGCUCGACCAACUCGACCUCAUCGAGCCGAUGCUGCAGCUCGGAUUCGCCUGCCGAACGAGUGUGACGUACAAGGAUGGAGAGAGAGUGAUGCCCGGUCGUGUGUGGACGUUCAUGGAAAAUAUCAAGGACACCACCUACGACUUCGUACUGGUGCUACGCCAGAUGUACACGGAAGCCAUAUUCCGAGAAAAGCUUGAGUCAAUAGGAGCGUCUUAUUAUCAGGCAAUCCAGUGCAUCGACUUUCAAGUGGACGAGUCGGCACCGCUAGACUCGCAUGCUGUAACAUCUGUAUUUACAGACAAGCGAACCGGGAGGACGUUCCAUCUGAAGAGCAAAUACCUCAUCGGCGCAGACGGCGGGCGCAGUUUUGUUCGCGGACACGCCGGUAUCCCCUUCGACGGCGACACGACGGAGGACCAGUGGAUUCGUAUCGACGGUCUCGUGGAGACAGACAUGCCACUCAACCGCUCGUAUGGUGCCAUCGAAAGCCAGACGCACGGAAACGUCCUUUGGGCCCCCCUCGACUACGGAGCCACGCGCAUCGGCUACGCUUAUACGCCUGAGAUUGCCGCCAAGUAUCCGGGGGGCGUGACUGAGGAGGUGGCGGUGAAGGAGGCCAUUGAGUGUAUGAAGCCGUUCAAAGUAAAGUUCAAAGAAGUUCACUGGUGGACGCUAUAUACUAUCGGUCAGCGCAUUGCCCGUGGAUUUUCGGCCAAGGACCGCAUCUUCCUCUGUGGCGACGCGGCUCACACUCACAGCAGCGGCGCCGCGCAGGGUCUCAAUACUGGUAUCCACGACGCCGUGAAUCUCGGCUGGAAGCUUGCCCUUCAGAUACGGGGCAUCACACAAGACUCUGUGCUCACAACUUACUCCCCCGAGCGCAUGACGGCGGUGCAGAAGCUCAUCGACUACGACCGCGAUAUCGCGACGCUCAUGUCUCGCAAGUGGCCCGUUUGGUACCAGGGAGACACCACGGAGGACCCGUACCUGAUGCUCGGCGAGAUUUUUGAGCAGGCCGCUUCCUUUAACACGGGGCUGGGCAUCUCGUAUCCGGCGAACGUGGUGAACAACCAGCCAUCACCAAUGGGACUGCACGUUGUCCCGGGCGCGCGGCCGCCUGACGUGGAGCUCACGAUGCCCGGCACGAACCAAAAGAUAAGGUUCCAGCGGGUCACGCGCAAUGUUGGUAAAUUCUGGGUGGUGGUAUGCACGGGCAACAUCGAGUCCACGCGGCCGAUGGUUCUCAGCUUGGACCAGUAUAUAAGAGCCGAGGUGCCCGAGCUUAAGGACCAUGAGGCUGUGGGGUGGGUAACGUUGACGCUGUCGGUUGAGUGCUCGCCAUACGAGGCCAUUGGCAUGAAGCCAUUUGGUGACACGUAUUAUGACCCCACCAACAUGGCGCAUGGGAAGUUUGGCAUCGAAGCGGACAAGGGCGGCAUUCUCGUGCUUCGACCUGACGGGCUUCUUGGAAGCGCGGGGCCAUUAGAGGGACUUUGGCUCAAGGAGUAUUUCUCUCAUGUGCUCAAGUUGUCCGGGAAGAAGGGAGUAAACGGACAUAAGGCAUAG